AUGGUUACGAUGCGGAACUUACUUUACGGUAUUGCGCAGAUGUAUCCGCCAAAGUCAAAAUGGAGCGUCGACGACAUGCCAGACUUGACGGGCAAGGUUGCGAUGGUGACGGGGGGGAACAGUGGGAUCGGAAGGGAAACAGUGAAGGCACUUCUUAUGCACAAUGCCAAAGUCUACCUCGCCACUCGGGACGAGCAGAAAGCCCGCAAAGCCAUCGCAGAACUAAAGGUCGAAACGAGUGGGAAGGAAGCGGUGUUUCUUAAGCUUGAUCUAGCAGAUUUGAGGAACAUCCGGUCAGCGGCAGAGGAAUUUCUUGCAAAAGAGCAGGAACUGCACAUCGUGUUCGCAAAUGCCGCAAUAAUGGCCUGUCCGCUGUCGAUACUCACCGAACAACAGCACGACAUACAGUUCGGCACCAAUGUUAUUGGCCACUACCACCUUGUGACGCUCCUCCUCCCCGCUCUCGCUCGUGCUUCUGAGCUCAAUUCUACAACCAAGUCUCGAGUCAUUUUUACUUCAUCUUCAGCGUCAUACAUGUCUAACGGGAUCGAAUGGGAUGCAUUGAGCGAUAACAUGGCCUUGAAAGAGAAGGGGAGGAAGAAGGUAGGACCCAGGGGAUUGUACAGUAUGUCGAAGUUCGGGAAUAUAGUCCUGGCAAACGAGCUUGCAAGACGGUAUGGAGACAAAGUUGUAGUCAUGUCUUGUAACCCUGGGAAUAUAAAGACCGAACUACAACGAUACUUCCC
This is a messenger RNA of Stereum hirsutum FP-91666 SS1, 746 nucleotides long. Its product is annotated as NAD-P-binding protein. The annotation marks the transcript as partial. The record is from RefSeq and is a predicted model, not a curated record. Lineage: Eukaryota; Fungi; Basidiomycota; Agaricomycetes; Russulales; Stereaceae. The transcript is spliced from 8 exons.